GAUCAUGGAGCGCCCCUCAGGAGAAGAUGGAGAGAUCAUGGAGCGCUCCUCAGGAGAAGAUGGAGAGAUCAUGGAGCGCUCCUCAGGAGAAGAUGGAGAGAUCAUGGAGCGCUCCUCAGGAGAAGAUGGAGAGAUCAUGGAGCGCUCCUCAGGAGAAGAUGGAGAGAUCAUGGAGCGCUCCUCAGGAGAAGAUGGAGAGAUCAUGGAGCGCUCCUCAGGACAAGAUGGAGAGAUCAUGGAGCGCUCCUCAGGACAAGAUGGAGAGAUCAUGGAGCGCUCCUCAGGACAAGAUGGAGAGAUCAUGGAGCGCUCCUCAGGACAAGAUGGAGAGAUCAUGGAGCGCUCCUCAGGACAAGAUGGAGAGAUCAUGGAGCGCUCCUCAGGAGAAGAUGGAGAGAUCAUGGAGCGCUCCUCAGGAGAAGAUGGAGAGAUCAUGGAGCGCUCCUCAGGAGAAGAUGGAGAGAUCAUGGAGCGCUCCUCAGGAGAAGACCUCCUUACCCCUAAUGUCCAUCCAGAUCUAUCCUAUAAUAAUCCCCCUGAUCAUGAGGAACCUUCUCCUGACCAACCACACAUUGUUACCACAAGGACAGAGAACAAAGGGGGUGAAAGGCUUCAGUGUGAUGAAUGUGGGAAAUGGUUUACCAGAAGAUCAGAUCUUGUUAAACAUGAGAGAAUUCACACAGGAGAGAAGCCAUAUUCGUGUUCAGAAUGCGGAAAAUGCUUUACAGAUAAAUCAAAUCUUGGAAAACAUGAGAAAAGUCACACAGGAGAGAAACCAUUUUUAUGUUCAGAGUGUGGGAAAUGUUUUAAAAGUAAAUCCAAUCUUGCUGAACAUAAGAAAAUUCACACUGGAGAGAAGCUGUAUUCCUGCACAGAAUGUGGGAAAUGUUUUCGAAGCAAGUCGUCCCUUGUUGAACAUGAGAGGAUUCACACAGGAGAGAAGCCGUAUUCGUGUUCGGAAUGUGGGAAACAUUUUAUACAGAGAUCGCAUCUUGUUUCGCAUCAGAGAACUCACACGGGAGAGAAGCCGUUUUCGUGUGCAGAAUGUGGGAAAUGUUUUACAGAAAAAUCAACUUGUAUUAGACAUGAGAGAAGUCAUACAAGGUAGAAGCCAUUUUGAUGUAGUUUGUGAAAAAUGUUUUACAAGGAAAGCAAAAUUUGAAACUCAUCGGAGAAUAAACUAUGUCAGGCAUAGGCAACCUUCAAGAGCUUUUAGACUACAUCUCCCAUGAUGCUUUGCAAUGCCGAGGAUGCCUAUUCCUGAACCAUGUUCUUGUUUGGGAUUUAGGAAAUGUAAUAAAAGGCUAAAUAUAUU
Molecule: messenger RNA, 1315 nt
Organism: Hyla sarda
Lineage: Eukaryota; Metazoa; Chordata; Amphibia; Anura; Hylidae
Product: zinc finger and SCAN domain-containing protein 2-like
Exons: 1
Coding region: 5-1108 (367 amino acids)
Biological process (GO): regulation of transcription by RNA polymerase II
Molecular function (GO): DNA-binding transcription factor activity; RNA polymerase II cis-regulatory region sequence-specific DNA binding
Source: RefSeq, a predicted model, not a curated record